GCGCGGCGGAGAAGGGGAGGGCUCGGCUCGGGGCGUGCGUAAAAAUUCCUGGGCUCCUCUGACAGUCUCAGGCAGCCAGCGCCGCUCGACGCAUCUUCCCCUCUCGCAUCCCAACUCGCAUCCCGGCGAGGGAGAGGCGCGGAAAAGCCUUCCCGGGGCCGGAGCAUCCUUCCUGGGUUGGCACUGGCGGGCAGCACCCUCUCCCCUCGCCCCAGGGCCGCGCGUUGUCUCUCUUUCGCCUCUCUUGGCGCCCACCCGUCUGGUCACCACACCCUCUCCACCCAAAGAGGAGACACCUUGGAUUCUUACAGCCCGCUCCCCAAGAAGGGAAACAAACCAAAGUGGGGGUUUGACACCUUCCAAAUCCUCUCCUCCAACUAGAAAGGGCCUGAUCACCAAGAAGUGAGGAGUUGGAUCAUUUUUCUUUGCACCAUGCAGAUUGACUUUGAUUUUUCUGUCCAUGAAUUCAAGUGUUUUAUGAGUUCCCUGCUACCCAUAACUUGCUACCAUCACCAUUGCUUCUGAGAAAUCACCAUUUGGAGGCAAGGGAUUGAAUCUGUCUACAGGAGAACAGCUGGGGUCAACAACCCAGGCUAUAGGUGGAAAGCUUCCCCUCUCAAAAUACUUCACCGGGAGAAUUCUCAGUCCUUUCCUUCUCUUCAUAGGAUAAAGGCCUCUGGAUCCUAAAGGAUAGCUGAGAUCUUUCCUUGCAAAGAAGAAUAUUCCUAUCUAGUUUUACUUUCUCUCUUGAGGAACCGACUGGCUGUAGUGCCUAUUACCAGAGCCAACCUCUCUCUAGUAGUUGGCAUUAUUAUUUUUCUUCCCAAGCAAAUCAGAUUUUUUUAAAAAAUGGGCUUUACCCUCCACUCUGCCUCUUUCACCCUGAAGGUGAGCUUAUUGUUGGGCUCCUUGUUCAGCCUCUGUCUUGGACUAGAGUUUAUGGGCCUCCCCAAUCAGUGGGCCCGUUACUUUCGCUGGGAUGCAAGCACCAGGAGCGACCUCAGCUUCCAGCUGAAGACAAAUGUCUCAGCUGGGCUACUCCUCUACUUUGAUGAUGGUGGUGUCUGUGAUUUCCUGUGCUUGUCUCUAGUGGAUGGGCGUAUUCAACUCCGGUUCAGUGUGGAUUGUGCUGAGGCCACUGUUGUUACAGACAAGCAGGUCAAUGACAGCAACCUACACUUCUUGAUGGUCAGUCGCAACCAUCUCCGGACAGUUCUUGUGUUGGAUGGUGAAGCCAAGCCAGGUGAAGUGCGCCCACAGAGACAGUACAUGAACAUUGUUAGUGACCUCUUUUUGGGAGGUGUCCCAUCAGACAUCCGUUCAGCGGCCUUGACCCUUGACAGUGUCCUGAGUGAGCCACCAUUUAAAGGAUUUAUCUUGGACCUGAAGUAUGGCACUUCAGAACCUCAACUACUGGGCCACCAAGGAGUCCGUCUGGACAUGGAAGGACUAUGCACAGAAAACCCUUGUGAAAAUGGUGGAACUUGCUUCCUUCUGGAUGGCGAACCACAGUGUGAUUGCUCAGAUACUGGAUAUGUUGGAAAACUUUGUUCUGAAGGCCUUUCACACCUGAUGAUGGGCGAGCAAGCGAGAGAAGAGAAUGUGGCCACCUUCCGUGGCUCUGAAUACCUGUGCUACGACCUCUCCCAGAACCCCAUUCAAAGCAGCAGUGAUGAGAUCACUCUCUCUUUCAAGACAUGGCAGCGCAAUGGGCUUAUCCUGCACACGGGCAAGUCGGCCGAUUACGUCAACUUGGCUCUGAAAGAUGGCGCAGUCUCGCUGAUCAUUAAUCUGGGGUCCGGAGCCUUUGAGGCCAUUGUGGAGCCAGUCAGUGGCAAAUUUAAUGACAACCAGUGGCACGACGUUAAAGUGACUCGCAACUUACGGCAGCACUCAGGCAUUGGACACGCUAUGGUGACAAUCUCUGUGGAUGGAAUCCUUACCACCACAGGCUACACACAAGAGGACUAUACCAUGCUAGGUUCAGAUGACUUCUUCUAUGUGGGUGGGAGCCCCAGCACGGCUGAUUUACCUGGUUCUCCAAUCAGCAAUAACUUCAUGGGAUGCCUGAAAGAGGUUGUUUAUAAGAAUAAUGACAUCCGUCUGGAGCUGUCUCGCUUGGCAAGGAUUGGAGACACAAAAAUGAAAAUCUAUGGAGAGGUGAAGUUUACAUGUGAGAAUGUGGCCACGCUCGACCCCAUCAACUUUGAGACACCUGAAGCUUACAUUAGUCUCCCCAAAUGGAACACUAAGCGGAUGGGUUCCAUUUCCUUUGACUUCCGUACCACAGAACCCAAUGGUCUUAUUCUCUUCACUCAUGGGAAACCGCAGGAGAGGAAGGAUUCCAGAAGUCAGAAGAACACCAAAGUGGACUUCUUUGCAGUGGAACUCUUAGAUGGAAAUCUCUACCUUCUUCUUGACAUGGGUUCAGGAACUGUCAAAGUGAAGGCCACUCAGAGAAAAGCUAAUGAUGGAGAAUGGUAUCAUGUUGAUAUUCAGAGAGAUGGAAGAUCAGGUACCAUAUCAGUGAACAGCAGACGAACACCAUUCACUGCUAGUGGGGAGAGUGAAAUCCUGGAUCUGGAAGGAGACAUGUAUCUUGGAGGACUGCCUGAAAACCGGGCAGGACUUGUCCUCCCUACAGAGCUCUGGACAGCCAUGUUGAACUAUGGCUAUGUAGGCUGCAUUAGAGACCUUUUCAUUGAUGGGCGGAGCAAGAACAUCCGGCAGCUAGCAGAGCAGCAGAAUGCUGCUGGUGUCAAAUCUUCCUGCAUUCGAGUCAACUCCAAACAAUGUGACAGUUAUCCCUGUAAGAACAAUGCAGUUUGCAAGGAUGGCUGGAACCGUUUCAUUUGUGACUGCACUGGGACUGGAUACUGGGGAAGGACAUGUGAGCGGGAGGCUUCCAUUCUGAGUUAUGAUGGCAGCAUGUAUAUGAAAGUUGUCAUGCCCAUGGUCAUGCACACAGAGGCAGAAGAUGUAUCUUUCCGCUUCAUGUCUCAGCGCGCUUAUGGGCUGCUGAUGGCCACAACAUCACGUGAUUCAGCUGAUACCCUGCGCCUAGAGCUGGAUGGUGGCCGCGUCAAACUCAUGGUUAAUCUAGACUGUAUCAGGAUAAACUGUAACGCCAGUAAAGGACCUGAGACCCUUUAUGCAGGACAAAAACUCAAUGACAAUGAAUGGCACACAGUACGGGUGGUACGUCGAGGAAAGAGUUUGAAAUUGACAGUGGAUGACGAUGUUGCUGAAGGAACAAUGGUUGGUGACCACACACGCUUGGAGUUUCACAAUAUUGAGACUGGGAUAAUGACAGAGAAGCGUUACAUCUCUGUCAUUCCCUCUAGCUUCAUUGGCCACCUCCAGAGCCUUAUGUUCAAUGGUCUUCUCUACAUUGACUUAUGCAAGAAUGGUGACAUUGACUACUGUGAAUUGAAAGCCCGCUUUGGACUCCGUAACAUCAUUGCUGAUCCCGUCACCUUCAAGACCAAGAGCAGCUACUUGAGCUUGGCAACCUUGCAGGCGUACACCUCCAUGCACCUCUUCUUUCAGUUCAAAACAACCUCUGCUGAUGGCUUCAUCCUUUUCAACAGUGGGGAUGGAAAUGAUUUUAUUGCCGUUGAGCUUGUCAAGGGGUAUAUACAUUAUGUGUUUGACCUGGGGAAUGGACCUAAUGUCAUCAAGGGCAAUAGUGAUCGGCCUUUGAAUGACAACCAGUGGCACAAUGUAGUCAUCACUCGAGACAACAGCAAUACCCACAGCCUCAAAGUGGAUACCAGAAUUGUUACUCAGGUUAUCAAUGGUGCCAAAAACCUUGACCUUAAGGGUGAUCUUUACAUUGCUGGCCUAGUUCAAGGAAUGUAUAGCAACCUCCCCAAAUUGGUGGCAUCCCGUGAUGGGUUUCAGGGCUGUCUAGCAUCGGUGGACUUGAAUGGACGCCUGCCAGAUCUGAUUAAUGAUGCUCUACAUCGCAGUGGGCAGAUUGAGCGUGGAUGUGAAGUUGAGUUGACCAAAGCUGACCUGCAAGGACCAAGCACCACCUGCCAAGAAGAUUCCUGUGCCAACCAGGGCAUCUGCAUCCAGCAAUGGGAAGGCUUCACUUGUGACUGUUCCAUGACAUCAUACUCUGGGAACCAGUGCAAUGACCCUGGUGCAACAUAUAUCUUUGGGAAAAGUGGAGGCCUCAUUCUUUACACUUGGCCAGCGAAUGAUAGACCGAGCACAAGGACAGAUCGCCUGGCUGUUGGGUUCAGCACAACAGUAAAAGAUGGCAUCUUGGUUCGGAUUGACAGUGCCCCUGGGCUUACUGAUUUUCUACAGCUUCACAUAGAACAAGGCAAGAUCGGUGUAGUCUUCAAUAUUGGCACAGUAGAUAUCUCUAUCAAAGAAGAGAGCACCCCAGUGAAUGAUGGCAAAUACCAUGUUGUGCGUUUUACUCGGAAUGGAGGCAAUGCAACACUUCAAGUGGAUGGAUGGCCAGUGAAUGAACAUUACCCUUCAGGCAACACUGAUACUGCGUUCCAAUUGGUAAAACAGAAAAUCCCCUUCAAAUAUAACCGGCCCGUAGAGGAAUGGCUGCAGGAAAAAGAUGAUGCAACACCGCAUCACCACUUGACUUCGAGACCUGCCACGACGACAAAAAUUGGACGACAGUUAACGAUCUUCAACACCCAGGCGCAAAUAGCCAUUGGAGGAAAAGACAGAGGGCGUCUCUUCCAAGGCCAGCUCUCCGGUCUCUAUUAUAAUGGUCUAAAAGUACUGAACAUGGCAGCAGAGAACAACCCCAACAUCAAGAUCAAUGGAAGCGUCCGGCUCGUUGGAGAAGUGCCAUCCAUCUUGGGAACAGCGCCUACAACAUCCAUGCCACCAGAGAUGUCUACCACUGUCAUGGAGACCACCACUACUAUGGCCACUACCACAACUCGAAAAAACCGUUCCACACCCACCAUUCAGACAACAGAUGACCUCGUUUCUUCAGCAGAAUGUUCUAAUGAUGAUGAAGAUCUCAUUGAAUGUGAACAGAGUGUAGGUAAGCCAGGAGGUGAAUUAGUUAUCCCUCUUCUUGUAGAAGACCCUUUAGAUAUCCCUUCUAUUGCUACUCGUGCACCUUUCAUUACACUCCCCACUACCUUCCGCCCCCUCCUCACCAUUAUUGAGACCACCAAAGAUUCCCUGUCCAUGACCUCUGAGGCGGGGUUACCUUGCUUGUCGGACCAAGGCAGCGAUGGUUGUGAUGAUGAUGGCUUGGUGAUAUCUGGGUAUGGCUCAGGGGAAACCUUUGACUCUAACCUACCCCCUACUGAUGAUGAAGAUUUUUACACCACCUUCUCCUUGGUAACAGAUAAAAGUCUUUCCACUUCAAUCUUCGAAGGUGGCUACAAAGCACACGCACCCAAGUGGGAAGCCAAGGACUUUAGACCUAACAAAGUCUCCGAAACUGGUAGGACUACUACCACAGCUUUGUCCCCUGAGCUGAUCCGCUCCACAGCUUCGUCCUCGACUGGGAUGGUGCCCAAAUUGCCAGCCGGCAACAUAAAUAACCGUGACCUCAAACCCCAGCCUGACAUAGUCUUGCUUCCGUUACCCACUGCCUAUGAGCUAGACAGCACAAAACUGAAGAGCCCGCUAAUAACUUCCCCCAUGUUCCGUAAUGUGCCCACAGCAAACCCCACGGAGCCAGGAAUCAGACGGGUUCCGGGGGCCUCAGAGGUGGUCCGUGAGUCGAGCAGCACAACGGGGAUGGUCGUCGGCAUUGUGGCUGCUGCUGCCCUCUGCAUCCUGAUCCUCCUGUACGCCAUGUACAAGUACAGGAACAGGGACGAGGGGUCCUAUCAGGUGGAUGAGACACGGAACUACAUCAGCAACUCAGCCCAGAGCAAUGGCACGCUCAUGAAGGAGAAGCAACAGAGCACAAAGAGCGGCCACAAGAAACAGAAAAACAAGGACAAAGAAUAUUAUGUGUAAAAAAAUUAAAUAAAUACUUAUUUAUAUAUAUAAAUAUAUAAAUACUUAAUGAGCUAUAACUGAAUCGAAACUGUUACAGCUAACAAGAUUGGGAGCUACAGUUUGUGGUUUAAAUCAAAUAUUGAGAAUAAACCUUUCAGCCGCUGACUGCUCAGUUUUCAGUCAUUGCUUGGAGUCCUCAAACUCUGCCCUACUGUAUUAUAAAGCACACUUAGCAUUCUGAAGAAGGCCUAUGCAGCAUUUACCAUGUUGGUGGACUUCAAAGCCUUCAGACCUCCUCCUCAGCUGAACUUUUCUGCAAGGGCAGAAGACUUCAUGGCUUACUUGUUUCGUAUCUCCAAGUGAGUCUUUAAAGAUGUUCAUGAUCUUUGACUGUAUGCUAAUUUUUUUCAGUUUAAUUAUUUUAAAAAAAUAAGAAAAAAAUAAGAAAAAGAAAAAUGCAAAUGUUAUAAACAAAACAGAACAACUGAUCUGGCCAUGCCUAGCCUAUGUAUCAUUUUCCAAGAUGUGAGGAGAAAAAGAAAAUAAUUAAUGGUUUGGGGUUUUCAUUAUGUUUAUUGUCUGAGUUUUUUUCAUUUUCUGUGAGAGUUUUUGGGAGAAUGAGCCAGGACAUAAGUUGAGAAAAACCUUGGGGAAAAAUUUUGUAAUAAAGUAAGACUAUUGCCAUAUAUGAACUCAAGUUCUAUCAUGGUGUUUGCUCUACAUAUCAGAUUGUGUUGUCUCUUGAAUCUGUUGUCUGCAGUAAGUUGUUACCGUAAAAAAAAAAACAAAUGUGAUGGGGUGGCAAUGUUGGUGAUGAUGCUGAGAAUGAGAGUCAUGGAAAAUUGGAUACUAGCACACGCACACCCCAGAUCUGGCCCCAAUGUUGUAAAAUAAAGUCAUAGGAAGAACAAACAGGGUUAUCUUCACUGACGAGGGGUGACUGGCUACAAUUUGCUUACCACUUACUAUAUCUUACCACAGCUAAACUGUAGAGGAAAGGAGAGAGAAUUUAGAAAACAAACAAAUACAAGCAAAAAAAAUGUAGCCAUUUUGAAUUGAAUAUAUAAAGCAAAACUAAGGAGACAUUCUCUUGAUUCUGGCUCCUAAUCUGCUGGCAAUGCAUGAAUCAACCAUAAUAAUAAAUUGAAUUCAACUUUUAGAAGGAUUAUACUGAAUUUAACUUGUGGCAAGAAUCACAAAAUGUCACACAAGCCAAAACUGUAUCACAGCGGAGUACGGAUUAGGGGUGGGUUGUUGUUUUUACAAAUCAUGACAGUGUGUUUCAUAUGUAACAAUUUUAAUUUUGUAGAUUGACUUUUCUGAUUCGCUGUCCUUCCAUUUGCCCAAUUCCCCCUUUCCCUUCUCUUUUAUAUGAAAGAAGAUAAAUUUAAAACACACAGAAAUAAAAAAUUACAGAAGCUUAUUAAUAGUAUAAUAUAUAUAAAUAAAUAUAUAUAUAUACACAGAUAUAUUUAUCAUGGUAUGUUUGAUGGGACGACUGAAACAGAUGCUGUCAAAGUCUUAAUAUGAAAUGAGAAUGUUGUAAAGAAAAAUGUUUUUACAAAACAACAAAAAGCUAAACUUUAAAAAUGUGAAAAGAGUGUGCAUUUUAACUUUGUCACAGUUACCUGUGUCAAAAAGAUUUUAAGAGAAAAAAUAAGAUUUUGUUUACAUAUUUUACUACAAUUUUUUUUCUGGAUGGUGUAAUUUCUAGUUGGGUACCCCGAUGUACAUAAUGCUAUGAGGUUUCAUUGGGCUGUUAUUUAUAUUCAAUGUACUUAAUUUUCUUUGUUUAGUUUUUUUAAAAGAAAAAAAUUCUUCCAUUAUUUUGAAAGAGAGCAAUUUACUGUACAGGAGAAAAUAACCAACUGGGUGUUUUUGGCCACAAAUAUAUCAUGUGCAAAAAAAGUAAAGCAAAAGAGAGAGACAGAGAGAAUAAAGGAGAGAGAUGGGGAAAACACGCAAAAAUUUUAAGAGGACUCUGGCAUAUUAGAAAUGUACAAUUUUUCUGUGUACAGAUGAAAUCUAAUCAGCUGUUUAGGUUUAGAAAUCUACUCUUGCUGGUGUUUAUAAGUCGCAUGAAUCUUUGACUAUGAAGAAGUGUUAUCCAAUGCACACACGCACAUGAGAACAAAAUAAAAAAGGCAGCCUUCUCAUAUGGUUUGAGAAGAGGCUUUCCUGGCUAACAAAAUCUUUUCAGUGUGUGUGAGGUUUGUUUUUUUAAUUACCAUUUUUAAUUAUAUUUUUACACUACAAUCGAAGGGGAGGGAAAAGACAGGUUUUCAAAGGUAUUGAAAGCACGAUUUUAGACAACCUGACUGGCCGAACAUAUACGGAGCUGAUUAUACCUUGAUGUCUGUAAAAGAUUGCUGCUGUUCUUGAAGUCUUGGAGUCUUGUGAAAUAAUUUUCUGCUUUUUUUUCUUUUUAUUUUCCUUUCUUUUUUUUUAAUUUGAGAAAACCCAUCUUUUUGUUCCUUUUUUUCAGUGUCUGUUUCUAUUGGACAAUUUUUGGGAACAUGUGCAUUUCUGUAUGUGGGCUUUUACCAUAUCCCUACUGUUUUUAUUGAGAAAACCUUGAAGAUUUUCUUUAACAUUACUGUGCUGUUAUUGCUUUAUUUCCCCUUCCCUCCAUUCCCUCUCUUUUCUCCUGUUCUUUUCUUUUCAUAAUUGCCUUUUUGUUCAAGGAUAUGCUUAGCAAUAAAAUGUUCUUCCCAAA
Molecule: messenger RNA, 8659 nt
Organism: Anolis sagrei ordinatus
Lineage: Eukaryota; Metazoa; Chordata; Lepidosauria; Squamata; Anolidae
Source: RefSeq, a predicted model, not a curated record